Molecule: messenger RNA, 360 nt
Organism: Menidia menidia (Atlantic silverside)
Lineage: Eukaryota; Metazoa; Chordata; Actinopteri; Atheriniformes; Atherinopsidae
Source: the annotation of a GenBank genome assembly
GGGGGCACGGAGGUGGAGGGCUACUCCAAAACCGAAGGGGCCUGGGUCAUUUCCCUGAACAAACGGCAGUACAUGGUGACCAACGCGGCCGAGUGCGCCGAGAAAUGCAACACGGAAACCUCCUUCACCUGCAAGUCCUUCAUGUACGUGGAGAAGGAUCAGGAGUGCUGGACGGCCGCCUCCAACUCCAAAACGGAGGACAUCCUGCGGAGACGCAGCUCAGCUUUGUACGACAAAAACGAAUAUCUCCUGGAGUGCGUAAACGGGAUAGGAACAGAUUACAGAGGAACAAAGUCCAGAACGAAAACGGGAAAGGGGUGUCAGAGAUGGGAGGCAAGGUUCCCCCACAAGCCCAAGUAG